This is a messenger RNA of Trypanosoma brucei brucei TREU927, 213 nucleotides long. RefSeq lists its product as hypothetical. The transcript has a single exon. The coding region runs from base 1 to 213 and encodes 70 amino acids. The record is from RefSeq and is a predicted model, not a curated record. NCBI's taxonomy places the organism in Eukaryota, Euglenozoa, Kinetoplastea, Trypanosomatida, Trypanosomatidae.
AUGAAUUCCCACCGAGGGGAAAAAAUUGUCCUCGACGGCCACAGUACGGGUAAUACACGAGUCGUUUGCCUCUUUUUACUUUUGGUGUUGCUUGGAACUGUUGUCAUAUGCGCAGCGGCUGCAUCUUGCAAUUGCAGUAGGGCAUAUACAGUGCGGCGUGAGGUAGAAAAAGGAAGUGUUUGUGCGCGGUGUGUGCACGUGUACCUUUGUUAA